GCUAUUUUUCCCUUUCCAUUGAUUGAAAAGGUCAGCGGUCGACUCGUGACCUCGUUGAAUUGAAAAGAACGGUCCUAGAUGUUCCCCAAGUAGGUCAAGGCAGCGCGCCUCUAUCUUCUUAGGUUCAGCGCCCAUGUUGAUCACUGAAAAAAUUAGACUAAAUUAAAUGGUUCCUAGUUCUUCUGCCCAUAAGAAUCCUGCUGAAGUUGGAUGUUGAUGUUGCUAUCGUCUUCGAAUCGUAAUCGCUGGGUCCAUAGCAUGAGUGAAAUUGGCUCGAUCGUUCUACGAAGUGAAAGGCUGGCGAUUUGAUUCAUGUGAAGUUGAUUUAUUUCUAUUGGUUCUACUCAAUUCCCAGUGAUGAUCUCCUUUGGACCUUCCUCAUUUUCUACUAGGAUCUUUAGGGUUUAUUUGAAGCGAGUUCUUGAGCUAUUAGUAGGCUGAUUCGUGUGGGUCUAUGUGUGUAUUUCCUUUAGAUUAGCCUUAAAAAUGGCCUCGUCCGGCUGGUCCUCGAAGCGUUCCGACCCCAAGCCACGCACCUAGCAGCAGCAGAAUCCGGAUUUCCUCUCCUCCUCCUUAACUAGAAAUCAACAUACUUAUUUACAUCAAAUCAAAUGAGCCAUUUCAUCAAUAUCAAAUUGUGCCUUCAUUCAGGUCCACUGCAGCAGGCUCCAAUUGCCCAUGGCUGUCCCGGCACUUGAAACACGACUGAGUUCUUGGGUUAAGUUCUAGUUUCCCCGAAAUUUUUUUGUACUAGUUGAAAUGUAAUAGUUGCGACCGCCAUAAAGUUCAAUUGGAUUUCAAGUAAAUGUAAAUCCUGACAUAUCGCGCCCGAGUAGCAGCUACCGCUAUACUAACGAUUCGUUCCCCCGCGGGCGGGAGCAUGGUCAAGAGUUUUUUUCUCUGGAAGCGAACCUAAAGAUAAAUCAUAAGCCAUAGAUUGAUCAUAUCAGUUAACUACUUCUCAUGAGUUUCUCCGUCCAAUACAGAAAAUAAUUUCAUCAAUUUCAUACUCAUACAGAGUCGGUCGUGAAUGGUUUCAGUCUCCUCAGUCGGACCGGAGCAUUGGCUAUCGCGGAGCUCGUAGCAGCGGCGGAAGACGAAAAGCUGGCUUUUGCAGACCUUCUGACAAAAGGUGACGUUGAUGGCUGGACAUGUUGCACUGGGUUGUUCGUGAGAAGUUUUCAGAUGUAGCAGACGCACUCCUUCGCGUUGAUAUGCUGCGGUUUCCGGACAGAUCUGGCGCGUUACCAAAAGCGCGUGGGUACUUCAAUGGCGUCAACGCAGAAAACAAUCUCGGGCAGACAACUUUCGAAAUGGCCCUGUUGACGGACCAGUUAGAAAUCGCGAGAAACUGUGCACGAGCUCGAUCUUUCGCAUUACCGAUUGCGUUUGCGUGGAACAAUAUAGAGAAGAACCUUUCUGAGGCGGCACGCAAGGAGAUGCAGACGAUUCGGUUUUCGAAGGCUGCGACGUUUGCUGAGUGCCGCAAUGCACUUGAACCUGCGGAUUUCGACCGUGCAAGGCUGAAUGGUACCGGUGGACUGAAUUAUUUCGGAUUUCGGAACUUCAAUUGGCUACCGAUAAAGUUUUUGCUACAAGACUCAUUGUAUCUCCGCGACAACUUCGAUUGGAACCAGGCACGGACAUCGUAUUCCAACGCGGACAAAGCAAAGAUCGGUGUGUAUUCCGUGCUUCUUCUUGCGGUAGAAGAUCAAGAAUAUGAUGUGAUAGAGCAUUUGGCGCGUAUGGGCAAGAAAGUUACAACCUUUGAAAAAUCAAAAGGAUUUGACGGUUCAACAGUCGUUCACGCGGCCGUGAAAAGGAAGGACAAGAGAGCGCUCGAAACGCUGUUCCGGUUCCCGCAGCACCGAACCAUUCUCGAGGCAAAAAAUGAUGUCGGAAAAACUGCAACCCAACUCGCGCGCUCGCUCGGGGCGCACGAGCUGGCGGGAAUGCUUGAAAAGAAAACUUGCGCUGUGAAGCUGAAGGACACCAAUGACGUAAAUGAGGUGGAAAAGCUUCUGGAUGAAUGCAUACCAGAUAGAAAUUCUAGGAAUUCAUAUGCUUGCCCGGUCUUCUUAGUCUCAUCAUUAACGCACGCACUCAUUCCCUGCGGACACCAGCUUUGCGAGGAGUGCCUGAAAACCUUGGAGCAUCGCAGCGGCUUCGGGCUGAAGCGAAGGCGCUGCCACGUCUGCACGCAAACUUACUUACACCAAAUCACUGAAGUUAUGCUACAGCUAAAGACUACAACUACUGGAAUUUUGAUUAUCAACAUUAUGAUCACGCUGGCGAGGCGAGUCGAGCGUGGCUUCCCCGGUGAGAGGUAUUUCACUGGAAGAUGGUCUGGAAAGAGAGUAUACCAAAUAUGACGCACAGUUGAAGCUGGUAAAUAAUUUGAUGAAAUAUAUGAAGAUGCACACGCAUUGUGGAAUUUCUUAAGGUGCGUUUAUCAUGUACCUUGCUGUUUGCUGGUCAUCAUCAUAGCGGAUUUCAUUAAAGUGUUAUGAUAGACCGAAGAUGAGAUAGAUUAGAAUCUUAUGUUUCACUGUCAGACAAGGAGUUUGUGCUUGAUACAUGUGUACAUAUUUACUAAUCGCUGUAACAAUCUCUGAAAUUAAGCGCAACGAGAAUGAUAGGUAACAACAUCAACAUUUGUCUAUCCUAGUAGUGAAAAAUCGACGUCGCCGUCUUGUCACAUGAAAAGAGUUUGAAUUUCGGGCUGAUUUUCAUUCGAUGUGUGAGAUGAUGUCUCAUCAGUAUCUGAUAGCUUUAUCCGCGACAGUUUGAUGAACUGGUCUUCUAUUAAGAAUCUGUUACGGUCAAUCCAUUUCCGUGUCUGCUUCUCAAAGAAGCAUCAUUUGACUGAUGAGAAAGAGCAUAUGGAUGAAGAGUCGUAAAUCUUAAUGUAUGAAUUCUUGUGAAAAAUUCAUGCUGGUGUUUCAAAAUGUGAUGUACUUGAGUAACUGUAGUGUCAAGUUAAAUUUAUAGAUGGCACCUCAGCGGGUGAAGCGUAAAUGAAUUCAAUUUCUAUUCCAUUAGAGCAUGUAGGCAUGUUCGUAAGCAUCCUGCGCGAUGUUGGCAACUAUUGACAUUGGACUGUCGACAUCUGAUGCAGAAGGAAACUUUUAGAACGUUAUGGAUCAAGAGGAUCGAAGGAUGUCAUGUUGAUCCGGUUUGGUUGCAUCUGUCUGGUAUAAUCUGCGAGGUCAUAGUUAAUCGAUGAAAUAGAAUGAGGAAUCGAAUCUGGAAGGGAUCACCUCGAGAAGACAGG
Messenger RNA from Amoebophrya sp. A25, 3274 nucleotides. The record is from the annotation of a GenBank genome assembly. NCBI's taxonomy places the organism in Eukaryota, Dinophyceae, Syndiniales, Amoebophryaceae.